GACAAACACAACCCGGAAGCUAGAGGGCGGUGCUGCUGCUGCUCUGCUAAAGGCUGCUGGCGGUGUAACGAGCAGCCUCCACCAUGACAGCCAUAAAGCAUGCGCUCCAGAGGGAUAUCUUCACUCCCAAUGAUGAGCGUCUCCUCGGUAUCGUCAAUGUCUGCAAAGCUGGGAAGAAGAAAAAGAACUGCUUUUUGUGUGCCACGGUCACUACGGAGAGACCGGUUCAAGUGAAGGUAGUAAAGGUGAAGAAAUCUGACAAAGGGGACUUCUAUAAAAGACAACAGACCUGGGAGCUUCGGGACUUGACUGAAGUUGAUGCCAAAGAUGCAAGCAAGGAAAACCCUGAGUUUGACCUACACUUUGAGAAGGUGUAUAAGUGGGUGGCCAGUAGCACAGCUGAGAAAAACUCCUUCAUCUCCUGUAUUUGGAAACUGAAUCAGCGAUACUUGAGAAAGAAGCUUGAAUUUGUGAAUGUCAGUCCUCAAUUGCUGGAGGAAUCAGUGCCAAGUGGAGAAAGCCAGAGUGUUGCUGGGGGUGAUGAAGAUGCUCUUGAUGAGUACCAGGAACUCAGCACUCGUGAGGAGCAGGACAUCGAGGGCAUGAUGGAGAUAUGCGAGUAUGCCAUCUCUAACGCUGAGGCCUUUGCAGAGCAGCUUUCGAGGGAGCUGCAAGUCCUCGAUGGGGCCAACAUUCAGUCCAUUAUGGCAUCAGAGAAGCAGGUUAAUAUCCUGAUGCAGCUUCUGGAUGAAGCUCUGACUGAGGUCGACACGAUUGAGGGCAAACUGAGCAGCUACGAAGAGAUGCUGCAGAGCGUGAAGGACCAAAUGGAUCAGAUCUCUCAGAGCAACCGUCUCAUCCAAAUCAGCAACACCAACAAUGGAAAACUACUUGACGAGAUUCAGUUCUUAGUGAAUUAUCUAGACUUGUCGAAGGGACACAUCAGGGCGUUACAGGAGGGAGAUCUGACGUCUCCUAAAGGGAUUGAAGCCUGUAUCAACGCUUCUGAAGCUCUUCUGCAGUGCAUGAAUGUGGCACUCCGACCAGGUCAUGACAAGCUGUCAGCAGUAAAACAGCAGCAGCACCUGUUCGCGGAGCUCAGAGACACCUUUGCCCGGCGUCUCACGAAUCACCUCAACAAUGUGUUUGUUCACCAGGGACAUGACCAGAGCUCCACACUGUCCCAGAACACUGCAGAGUUGACACUGCCCAAACACAGCCCCCUGCACAGAGACCUGCUGCGUUACGCUAAACUCAUGGAGUGGCUGAAGAACACACAUAAGGAGAAAUACGACGGCCUAUCCAGGACCUAUGUUGAUUACAUGAGUCGGCUGUAUGAACGUGAAAUUAAAGAUUUCUUCGAAGUAGCCAAGAUCAAGAUGGCAGGAACAAGCAAGGAGGCAAAGGGCAAGUUUGCCACGCUUCCUCGGAAAGAGAGUGCACUCAAAGCGGAAACAGAAAGCCUCCAUGGCAGCUCUGGGAAACUCACCGGCUCCACCUCCAGUCUGAACAAACUCACUGUUCAGGGCUCCAACAGCAGACGCUCCCAGUCCUCCUCCCUGCUUGAUAUGGGAAACAUGUCUGCCUCGGAUUUGGACGUAGCUGACAGGACCAAAUUUGACAAGAUUUUUGAGCAAGUUCUCAGUGAGUUGGAGCCCUUAUGUCUUGCUGAACAGGACUUUAUCAGUAAAUUCUUUAAACUGCAACAGCACCAAGUUGUCAUACCUCCACUCGCCCAGCCUGAGACAGAGGAGCCUGACGGAGGUGUGCAGACAAGAUUACCUCAUCACACCGAACACAGACACUCCUUAUCAUCUGAGAAAGACAUGGUGCGUCUGAUGAUGAAUAAAAUUUUCCAGAGUAUAGAGACAGAGCUGAACAGUCUCAUAGCUUUAGGGGACAAGAUCGACAGCUUCAACUCCCUGUACAUGUUAGUGAAAAUGAGUCACCACGUUUGGACAGCGGAGAACGUUGACCCUGCCUCAUAUCUCAGCACGACUUUGGGAAAUGUGCUGGUCACCGUCAAGAGGAACUUUGAUAAAUGCAUUUCUGGUCAGAUAAGACAAAUGGAAGAAGUUAAAAUCUCAAAGAAAAGCAAAGUUGGUAUACUGCCUUUUGUUACUGGAUUUGAAGAGUUUGCAGAGUUGGCUGAAACCAUUUUUCGUAAUGCUGAACGCCGUGGGGACCUGGACAAAGCUUAUGUCAAACUUAUCAGAGCCGUAUUUAUGAAUGUGGAGAAAGUGGCCAAUGAAAGCCAGAAGACGCCACGUGAUGUUGUAAUGAUGGAGAAUUUUCAUCACAUCUUUUCAACACUGUCACGUCUAAAGAUCUCAUGUUUGGAUACAGAGAGACGUGAAGCUAAGCAGAAAUAUACAGAUCAUCUCCAGUCAUAUGUCAUAAACUCUCUGGGUCAGCCUCUGGAAAAACUCAAUCAUUUCUUUGAAGGAGUGGAAGCACGUGUAGCUCAGGGCGUCCGUGAGGAGGAGGUUAGCUAUCAACUGGCCUUCAACAAACAAGAACUUCGCAAAGUUAUCAAAGAAUAUCCUGGCAAAGAAGUGAAAAAGGGACUUGACAACCUCUACAGGAAAGUUGACAAACAUCUGUGUGAAGAAGAAAGUCUACUCCAAGUGGUGUGGCACUCCAUGCAAGACGAGUUCAUCAGACAGUACAAGCACUUUGAAGAUUUAAUAGGCAGGUGCUACCCAGGCUCUGGAAUCACCAUGGAGUUUACCAUUCAGGACAUGCUGGAGUACUUCUCUAGUAUUGCCCAAUCACACUAAAUGCUCUACAACAAUGACUCCAUCCGCUACAUGAUACUGCUUGUUAGUGUAUAUAAAGACAUUUCUUUGGUGUGAGUGAAUGAAUGAGUGCAUGUGUGUAGUUUUUUUUUGCUUAUAAUAUAUUAAAGGGAGCAAAUUUGUAUUAGAUUCAACACAAAUUAAAUAUUAAUCAUGUCAUUUGUUAUUCUUUUGCCAUAUGUAUAUAUUAAAUCUUAAGUUGCUAUUGCCU
This is a messenger RNA of Periophthalmus magnuspinnatus, 3009 nucleotides long. RefSeq names its product exocyst complex component 1 (gene exoc1). Gene Ontology annotation, biological process: Golgi to plasma membrane transport; exocytosis. Gene Ontology annotation, molecular function: phosphatidylinositol-4,5-bisphosphate binding. Gene Ontology annotation, cellular component: plasma membrane; exocyst. Lineage: Eukaryota; Metazoa; Chordata; Actinopteri; Gobiiformes; Gobiidae. The transcript is spliced from 19 exons. The record is from RefSeq and is a predicted model, not a curated record. The coding region runs from base 84 to 2780 and encodes 898 amino acids.